Messenger RNA from Daldinia loculata, 691 nucleotides. RefSeq lists its product as uncharacterized. The record is from RefSeq and is a predicted model, not a curated record. The transcript has 2 exons. Lineage: Eukaryota; Fungi; Ascomycota; Sordariomycetes; Xylariales; Hypoxylaceae. The coding region runs from base 89 to 496 and encodes 135 amino acids.
CCGCAUCGGUAUCCCGAGCGCUAUCAAACCAGGCGACCCGUUCAACGCCACCAUCGAGCAGUUGGCAGGUAUCCCGCUCCAGUACACCAUGCUCUGGGGCAUCGAGCGCUACGACGAGGAAUGGUCGAUGGCGCCGCGCCCGGGGAACCUGGGGCCUGUGCUGCUGACCAACGGGAUUGUAGAUCUCCAGAAAGCAGUAGGAGACGGCUCCGUGAGUGGUAACACGUCCAUCGCCGGGUUCGUCGUUCCAGCAGACUACAAGCUUGGCCCUGCGGCCAUCCAAGCCCGUCAUCUUCGAGAUCGCGGGGCCCCUGAACUCGCCCUAUCAUCGAGACUUGGUGGUGGAGCGUCAACGUUACUAAUACUAUCACAAGCAAGCGAGAGCCUGGUCUGGUCUAACUACGCGGACGAUAACAGCCGCAUCUGCCCAGAUACCCUUCCAAUAACGGAAGGAGACACGUGCAUAGGUAUGUACGCGAGAUGCAGAGAUAGAUAGAUACUUGGGGCACGUAAGGGGUAGACGGAUGACGAAGUGCUGGCUGGCCUGGGGUAAUACGGGGAAGUCCACUCCUAAGACGAAUUAUGCUGCCCGAUGGAAUCCUCCAGAGGUUACGUUUCACGUCGGGUCAUGCACGGCAUAUAGAGAACCCCACGGGCUUUUCAAGAGAUACCAACUAAUACAAUAGUCGCG